Molecule: messenger RNA, 411 nt
Organism: Trypanosoma grayi
Lineage: Eukaryota; Euglenozoa; Kinetoplastea; Trypanosomatida; Trypanosomatidae
Exons: 1
Source: RefSeq, a predicted model, not a curated record
AUGUCGGCGGUCUCAGAAAACAUCGAGUCGCUGCAGAAGCGUCUGCAGGUGAGCGACGAGUGGAACAUGCGGCUGCAGAGCCAAAUUCAGGAACUGCUGCGCCUCCCACGCAGCGAGGUCGAGGCGAUGCGCAGUCGAAUGCACAACCCCGACAUUGCGAUCCCCCUGCUGCAGUGCUACGACGCCGCCAUACUCGAGAAGCAAGAGGAGAAUGAGAAACUGCAGCAGGAGAACGGCAAACUGAAGGCAAAGUUGGAGGCGACUACUGGAGAGCUCGAGGAGACACGUGAGGCGGUGCGUGCAGCAGAGACACUGGUGAAGGAGGUGCGCGCGCAGGCGCAGGCCGAUCACGACAGUGUCGACGCCGCGCGCCACGAGGCGGAGCGUGAGGCGGCGCAGACGCGGCAGGAG